Lingula anatina is the source of this 9758-nucleotide messenger RNA. Its product is annotated as lipoxygenase homology domain-containing protein 1. NCBI's taxonomy places the organism in Eukaryota, Metazoa, Brachiopoda, Lingulata, Lingulida, Lingulidae. The record is from RefSeq and is a predicted model, not a curated record. Gene Ontology annotation, molecular function: protein binding.
CAUAUUUACGCAGGCGCAGAGCAGUUGUUGUCAUCGAUACAAACAUUGAAUAUUUCACAUGCUGAACGUCCUCCUAUUAUAUUUGGAUUUUAUAAUACCGCCUAUUGGAAUCUAAAAUAACGCCUAAUAUGAAUAUGGUUUGGGAUAAAUGAUUUAUUUUAAGCAAGGAUUGCAAGAAACAACGUAACACAAUGGAUGACUAUGAAUAUGGUGGUACAGGUGGGGCCUACAUGUCAAUGCCAUACCAUAACUCGGAGGCAGUGCGUUUCUCCAUGACUGCUCCCAACAUGGCCACCUUCUAUGUGAAGGAAUCCUACACUACAAAUGUCUUGAGAGAACCUAAUUAUAAUGCAUAUGCUAGCUAUGGGAGGAGAACAAGACCAGCCUCAGCACCGGUGAGAGCUUAUACCACAUUACCAUGGAGACAGUCUAGUCACAUCAGCCCCAGGGAGAAAUACACCAGUGAUUCACAGAGAUAUAUGUCUUCACCCUCAGACCUCGUGAGACGUGCACCAUAUGCUCCUCGUACAAGAGAAAGUUUCUCUGGGUCUGCUGCAGGGAGUCCAAUGUUAGAUUAUGGUAAAACAAUUGGCAUUCCAAACUAUAACUCCAUAUGUGAUCCUCACCUCACUGAAUAUUUUCAACGCAAAUUUGGUGCUCCAAGACCUCCUUCAGGUAUUCGCCCUAGAUCACCCCGUGGCAAACAAUACUCAUACGCAGGCAGAGGCAACAAGAGUCCUCGAGGUGCUAAAGCUAAGAAGGGGGAUGUUCUGUAUAAAGUGGCAGUUACAACAGGUGACAAGAAAAAUGCAGGGACUAGUGCUAAGGUAUAUCUCAGGUUAAAAGGUACAAAAGGCAAAAUUCCUAAAACCAGACUCACCAAGAAGGCAGGGUCAGUUAAGAAAACCAAGGCAGUAUCUUUCAGGUUUAAUAAGGGAACCACUCAUAUCUUCAAAAUCAAAGGUGCAGAUAUUGGAGAUCUCAAGUCUCUUUCCAUAGAGCAUGAUGGGUUGACCAAAGAAGAUAGCUGGUUUUUGCAAGAAAUUGAGGUGGUGAACACUGCUAACAAGAAAGCCUGGCUCUUCCCCUGUUCUCAGUGGUUGUCACUGUUUGAAUCUGACUGUCAACUCAGCAGGGAACUUUACCCAAGGAGGCACACAAAGACUGAAUAUGAGAUAGUGACAGUGACAGGGGACUGUAAGGGUGCUGGCACUGAUGCUCAUGUCUAUAUCACUAUCUACGGCAAGAGUGGAGUGACUCCUAAAUUACAACUGAAAAAUAACAGCAAGGACUGCUUUGAGAGGAGCCAAAGUGAUAUCUUCCAUGUGAAAACCAGCUGUGUUGGGCCCAUGGAAAAGAUAAGGAUAGAACAUGACAACCUUGGUCGUGCCCCGGGCUGGUUUCUGGAUAGAGUUGUUGUCACAGACCAGAAACAUCCCAAGUGGAAAUAUUUCUUCCCCUGUAACCAGUGGCUGGCCAAGGAUGAGGGCGAUGGACUCAUAGCAAGAGAUUUGAUGGGGAGUAAAGACCCCAUGGCCAUAAGAAAAGCCAACAAGUACAGAAUAACAGUGUUCACAGCAGACAGAAGAGGUGCAGGCACAGAUGCUAAUGUUUACAUGACCCUGUUUGGUGAAAGUGGAGACACUGGAGAGAGAAAACUGGACAACUCUAAUAAUAACUUUGAAAGAGGACAGAAAGAUGAGUUUCUAAUAGAAAGUCCCAACCUUGGUCCCUUGAAGAGGUUGAGAGUAGGACAUGACAAUAAGGGCUUCUCGGCAGGCUGGUAUCUGGAUAAGAUUAUAGUAGAUGAUCUAGACCAGAGUAAAGUGUAUGAAUUCCCCUGUGACAGAUGGCUGGCCAAAGAUGAAGAUGAUGGUCAGAUAUCCAGGGAACUACUAGUGGGUGUUGGCCCACAUGACCCUACACCAGGAAUUCCUUAUCAAAUCCAUGUAACAACGGGAGAUGUGCGCCAUGCUGGGACGUCUGCCAGGGUGUAUGUGGAGAUGUUUGGAGGGAAGGGUGGCAAUGAAACCAGCGGGAAGAUCUGGCUGGAGAAUGGGAAGUUUGAGAGAGGAAGGACUGAUAUCUUCAAUGUAGAGGUCCUGUCCUUGCUGAGUCCACUGUCCAAGCUGGUCAUUGGUCAUGAUAACUCAGGGUCUGGAGCUGGAUGGUUUUUGGAGAAGGUCAUUGUGAUUUGCCCACUGUCAGGCUAUGAGCAGCACUUUCUGUGUGGAAAGUGGUUUGCAGAUGAUGAAGAUGAUGGUGUUAUAGAAAGGACACUGUAUGAGCAUGAGUCUCUCAGGAAGAAAAAGAAGAAAAAGGACACCUGGUUUGCGCGUAUCUACACCAGUGACAUACGGGGUGCUGGCACAGACGCCAAUGUCUACAUGGUGUUGUAUGGAGACAAGGGGAAAUCAGAUGAAGUUAAACUGGACAAUGAGACUGACAACUUUGAACAGGGCCAAGUGGACAAGUUUAAGAUUGAAUUAGAUGAAGUGGGCAAGCCAUACAAAAUGAGAAUACGCCAUGAUGGCAAAGGGUCUUUUGCUGGCUGGCAUUUGAACAAGGUUGAACUGGAGAAUAUGCAAACCAAGAAGAAGUAUGUGUUCAACUGUGACCAGUGGUUGGCUGAGGAUGAGGGUGAUGGUGAAAUUAUAAGAGAGAUGCCAGCAGAGGGAGAGGAUAUCAAGAAGCCUAUGCCAUUGGUGACAUACAAUGUAGAGGUGCACACAGGCAAAAAGUUUGGUGCAGGGACAGAUUCCAAUGUCUUUAUAAAUCUGUUUGGAGAGUUUGGUGACACUGGAGAGAGGCCACUGAAGAAAUCAAAAGCGAACAUGAACAAAUUUGAAAGGGGAAAUGUGGAUGAGUUUAUAGUGAAAGCAGUAACACUGAAAAAGUUGUCCAAGAUUCGUAUUGGACAUGAUGGCUCCCAGGCAGGAGAUGGCUGGUUUCUAGACAAAGUAGUGGUCAAACAAGAGGGUUCAGACAAAUAUGACACAGUGUUUGAAUGUAAUCGGUGGCUGGCUUCAGAUGAAGAUGAUGGUCAGAUAGUGAGAGAGAUCACUGCAGGAGGAUCUCAGAUGCUUGCAAGCUGUGAAGAUAAAGAUGCUACAACCUAUCACAUCCACACUAAGACAGGUGAUGUCCGAGGUGCUGGAACUGAUGCUAAUGUGUUCAUCUGGAUAUAUGGUGCCAAGAACAAAACAGGCAAACUACAACUCAAAACCUCAGAGAAUUACAAGAAUAAAUUUGAAAGGGCCAAAACAGAUGUUUUCAAGCUGGAGACCACAUAUGUUGGAAAGAUUGAGCGUAUCCGUAUCGGUCAUGAUGGCCAGGGUGUUGGCGCAGGCUGGUUCCUAGAUGGUGUUAAUAUAGAUGUGCCUUCCUAUGGUGAGCACUACGAGUUCUCAUGUCAUCGCUGGCUAGCUGAAGAUGAGGAAGAUGGACAGAUUGAAAUAGAGCUGGAACCAACAGAAACCAGGAAAGGAGACUCAUUAAUCCCCUAUGAGGUGACAAUAUGGACAGGAGAUGUGAGAGGUGCUGGCACUGAUGCCAAUGUCUUCAUGCAAAUGUAUGGAGAGACAGGGAAGACAGAGGAAUACAAGCUGGACAACAAGACAAAUAAUUUUGAACAGGGCAUGAUUGAGAAGUUCAAGAUUGAAGCAGCAGACAUUGGUCCUCUGGUGAAAAUUCGUAUUGGCCAUGAUGGUGCAGGAGCAUUUGCUGGAUGGUUUUUAGACAAGGUACUCAUUCAGAGGACACCGGCCAAAACCUCCAAAAGAAACAAGAAACUUGCAGAGAAGGCCAAAACAAAGAAGAAAGUUAAGCGGAAGGACAAAAAUAAAGAUGAGGAAGAGGACGAUGAGCAAAAAGAUGAUGUUGUAGAUGAGACAGAAGAUUACUGGUUCUUGUGUAACCGCUGGUUUGCUAAAGGAGAAGAUGAUGGACAGAUUGUGAGAGAAUUGAUGGCUACGGAUGAACAGGGAAAACCCUUGCAUGAUAUGGAGGAAAUUGAGUAUAAGGUGAAAGUCCACACAGGAGACAUAAUGGGAGCAGGAACAGAUGCCAAUGUCUUCAUCAACAUUUCUGGAGAAAAAGGUGAUACUGGAGAGAGGGCGCUGAAAGAUUCACAGAAUAUCAACAAAUUUGAACGCAAUGUUACGGAUGAAUUCAUUGUAAAAGCCAUAGAUCUUGGCAAACUGAAAAAGGUGAAGAUUCGCCAUGACAACAAAGGUGGUGGCGCCGCCUGGUUUCUGGACAGUGUGGAGGUGGAGGACGUCAAGAGUAAGAGAAGCUACUACUUCCCCUGUCAGAGAUGGCUGGCCACUGAUGAAGAUGACGGUCAGAUCGCUAGGGACCUGGUGCCUGUGGACAAGAAACUCAUGGGCUUGAACAGAAAGGGCUCAUUUGCUGUCAGGCAGGAAAUUGCACUGGAGACCAAAGCUGCCAUGACAACAUACCAUGUGAUUGUUGUGACAGGCAAUGUUUGGGGUGCUGGCACAGAUGCAAAUGUUUAUGUUGUACUCUAUGGAGAGAAAGAUGACACAGGACAAAUGUUUUUGAAAGUCUCCAAAACCAACAAAGAUAAAUUUGAGAGGGGGAAAACAGACGAGUUUGUAAUUGAAGCAGUUGACAUUGGAGAACUGAAGAAAAUCAAAAUUGGCCAUGAUAAUGCUGGUGGUGGUGGUGCCUGGUUCCUAGAACGUGUGGAGAUUGAUGCACCAUCUUUAGGUAGAAAAUGGUACUUCCAAUGUGGACGUUGCCUGGCUUUGGAUGAGGAUGAUGGACAGAUAGAGAGAGAGCUGUAUCCACAAGAGCUGGCAACAGAGGCUUAUGAAGCUUGUGUUCCUUAUGAGAUAACCACCUAUACCAGUGACAUGCGGGGAGGGUCUACAGAUGCUGAUGUAUAUGUUGUGCUGUAUGGUAAAGACUCCUGUACACAACAGAAAUCUCUGUGCAGUAGCAAGAGGGAGAGGAAGCAAUCAUUUAACAAGGGAGCUGUUGACAAGUUUGUACUUGAGCUUGAAGAUGUUGGGGACACUAUAGAAAAGAUCCGUAUUGGACAUGAUAACUCUGGCUUUGGUUCAGGUUGGCAUCUCUCCAAGGUGGAGGUCAGGAGACUGAAGGACACUGGGAAGGGUUCUGUAACAUAUGUAUUCCCGUGCAAUCGCUGGCUAGCCAGGGACGAGGAUGAUGGAGCUAUAGCAAGGGAAUUGGUCGCAGAGAAAAUCAUUGAAGAGAAUGUGAAGAAAGAUGGUACAGUGAAGAAGAAAGAAUUGGACACGGGAGAGAAACUGAAAAACAAAAAAUACAUUGUAAAUGUGUACACUGGGGAUGUCCGUGGAGCUGGAACCGAUGCCAAUGUUUUUAUCACAAUCUUCGGUGACAAAGGAGAUAGUGGAGAGAGAAAACUGCUCCAUUCAGAGACCAACAGGGAUAAAUUUGAAAGGAAACAGGUUGAUAAGUUCAUCUUGGAAAUAGUUGACCUUGGCAAGGUGUUCAAGAUGAAGAUUCGCCAUGACAACGCCAAUCUGAUGGCCGACUGGUACCUGGACAAGGUGGAAGUCAUUGACCAGGAUGAAAACGAGACGUACACUUUCCACUGUGAGCGAUGGCUGGCCAAAGGGAAGGAUGACGGCAAGCUGGAACGAUCACUCUAUGUAAAGGGCUAUGAUGGAGACAUGUCCAGUAUGGCCACCAUGUCCAGAUUUGGGUCCAUAGGAAGUCUAGACUCUGUCAAGAGCACAGAUCCUUUCUCCAAGAGCCCACGUCUUUCCAGAAGACAGUCUGCCAUAUUGGAAAAUGUCCCAGAGGGACCAACUAUCCCGUACACAAUCAAGGUGACCACUGGAGAUGGAGAUGACAAUGGCACCAGCAGCAAUGUGUUUAUCAAGAUCAUGGGAGCCAAGAAAGGUCUCCACACAGGACAGCUGCCACUGGAGCUGGUGCAGAAGGAGAAGUUCAUGCCUGGCUCCAUUGAGACAUUCUCUGUGGAGGCUGUUGAUGUGGAGGAGGUGAAGAAAAUAGAGAUUGGUCAUGAUGGAGUAACCCCAGGGACUGGCUGGUUCCUGAAGGAGGUUGAUGUGGACAUGCCAACCAAGGGAAAACACUACUACUUCAACUGCAAACAGUGGCUGGCCAGAGACAAGGGGGAUGGGAAAACCAGCAGGGUCUUCAGCUUGCAGGAUGGGGAGAGUUCUAUGGUCUCUUACAAACCAAUGAUACCUUGUGAGUUGACAGUCUACACAGGAGACAUGCAGGGAGCAGGAACAGAUUCUAAAGUCAGCAUCACAGUGUUUGGGAGUACAGGUACCACCCCAGAGAUCAUACUGGAGAAGAAUGGAGAGAGGUUUGAGAGGGGCAAGGUAGACCUGAUCAAGCUGGAGCUUGAUGAAAUUGGUGCAAUAAAGAAGCUGAGAAUUGGCCAUGAUGGAAAAGGCAGUCGCUCUGACUGGUUCCUGGAAAAGGUUGAAUUAAGAAAUAUGGAUACUGGUGAUCUCACUGUGUUCAAGUGCAAUGACUGGCUGAGUAAAAACAAGGGAGAUGGGAAAAUUUCACGUGACCUGGCAGCUACGGUCCGAGGAAAGCAACAGAUCAAAAAAACAAAUUACAAGAUCAAUGUCAAGACCAGUGACGUCAAAGGUGCAGGAACAGAUGCCAAUGUUUACAUCAUUCUCUUUGGUGAAAAUGGUGACUCUGGGGAACUUCAUCUCAAGACUUCGGAGACAUACAAAGAUCCCUUUGAGAACAACCAGAUUGAUAUAUUUACAUUCAGUGACUUACUGAGCCUUGGGGAGCUCAUGAAAUGCCGUGUGUGGCAUGAUAACAAAGGCUUUGGAGCUGCUUGGCACUUGGAUUACAUAGAAGUAGAAGACUUGGGCAGCAAGAAAAAGUACAUUUUCCCUUGUGGUCGCUGGCUGUCUACAAAGGAGGAUGACAAACAAAUCAUUCGGGAACUCUCCUGCUCCAGUCCCUCCACUCCAGGGUCAAAGAAAAAACAAAACACCUAUGAGAUUACUGUGACCACCAGUGAUAAGAAAGAUGGUGGCACUACCCAGAAUGCCUGGCUGAUCCUGGAAGGAGAGGACAAGAAGAAAUCCAAAGAAUUCUUGAUGGAGAACAGCGCUAAAAAUAAGAUACUCAGGAGGGGUCAAACUGAUGAGUUCAAGAUGACCAGCAAGAACCUGGGGAAACUGAAACGUUGCUACCUGGGUGCCGUGGAAAGGGAGGACAAACCACUGCAGGAUGCUCAGGGACGGGAGGCCAUGUGGCACUGCCAUGAAGUGGUUGUCACGGAUACUGCCUCAGGGAGCAAAUAUGUGUUCCCAUGCAAAAGCUGGGUAAAAAUAGAAAAUGAGAUAGACAUUGACUCUGCCAAGAUUCUUGAAUUGAAGACAAUGGAAGAGGGAAAAGUUAGUGUUGUCAGAUCCCUGGCCAACGUGAAAUACAAAAUCAUAGUCAAAACUGGAGAUGAGUGGGGAGCAGGCACCAAUGCCAAUGUGUUCAUGACCCUCUAUGGAACCAAUGGGGACACUGGGAAAAGACAGCUGGACCAGAAGUUCAGGGAUUUGUUUGAGAGGAACCAAACGGAUGAGUUUGAGAUUGAAGUAUUAGAUUUAGGUGAACUGACCAAGAUGAGAAUAGAACAUGAUAAUUCAGGUUUCCGACCAGCCUGGCUGCUAGAAAAAGUGGAAGUCAUUAAUCAAGCCACCAACAAAUCAACAAUUUUCCCCUGCAAUAAAUGGUUUGACAAGAAAAAGGGAGAUGGUGAAUUGAGUCGAGAUCUACUGCCUGCAUCCGAUAGUUAACAAAUUUUAGGAUUUGUACUUUUAUGAUAAUUCACAUUGAAUUGAGAUUUAUUGAAGGCAGUUGAUGACAGAAACAGGAACACCAGUUUGUUUUGUUAUGUAUUUUAUCAAAUUUGAUUAUGCAAAAAGUGCUACCACAUUUAUAUUUCAUAAGUUCCUUUUCAUGAAAACCAUCUAAAUUCAGAUUUCUAAAUGUUUGAGAUUUCAUACUUAUUAAGCAAACAGAGACUAAAGCAGCCUAAAGGUGAAAUCCAAAUUUCUGACUGGGUAAAAUUUGCUGUCAGCAUGUAGAUAUUCCGGUCUUACUGUACAUAUAUAUUAUUUUGAUAGAUGUAUAUGUAUAUUGUUUGCUUUUAUACACUACUUAUAUUCUUACUGUAUGUCAUUGAGAACUUUUGAUAGCCAUUUAUGUAGCUAAAAUUAUGAAGAUAUUACACCAUACUAAUAACUUUCACAUUGAAAUGUAAGAUUUUGAAUAGAUCUAGUAGAAGGUAUAAGCAGGCCUUGAUAUAUUCUCUAGAAAUUAUUUUUAUAGCCCCAAGUUAAUUAAUACAUGUUAACACUGUGUAUAUUGUGAUGUGCUUAUUAACCACAGUUGAGAUCUUUGUCUAUAGCUUUUCAGGGAUGUGUAAAAAAUGUUUAUUAAGAACACAGUGCCUUGAAACCAUAUGUACAGUAUACCAGUUAAACCAUAUUUUAUAUCAGACUGGUGAUAUACACAAUGUUGGUCAUAAUGCUGUCCUAAUUGCUGUGAUCUUAACCAUUUUUAUAAUCUUAUAAAACUUUUUUGAUUGAUAAUUAUUUAGCUUGUUCAGACAUGCACUGGUAAAUCAUUCACAUUCCACUUCUGUACAGUCUUUGUAUGUGUAAUUCUCUGUGUCAUAUUUUUAUACUGAAAUCCAUUUAUGAUCUUUUAGAAAGAACACUCUGAUUAUUUAUGGUCACAUAUUUACAGCUAAUUUUUAAAAAUGUAAUCUUUAUUCUUUACAAUGUAAUUUGAUUUCAUUGUUGCUUAUUAAGUCUUUUUUUAAAGCAUUUGCAAUGCUUUUAGUUUUAUGUUCUGUAUAAUGUGAUAUAAUUCCAUUAUGGCAACUGCUUUUAAACACUUUUGUGAUUAUUUCAAGAUAUAUUUGACCAAGAUAAAUUAAUGGAUUAUUCCAACUUCUUGGAGGUCACUGCCAUUGUCAAAUUGAUAGUAACACUAAAUUCAGUUAAAAUGUAACUUACAAAACCAAAAUCCACCAAAAGUUGCACGAGAAGUGUGCAUGCUUAAAAUACUGUUGAACUGUAGCAAUAGGUGCUAGAGUGUGUCACAGUUAUAUUCAGUUAUUUUACCAACAGUGGUAUGAAUUUAAAAAACCGUAUAGGAUACAUAAAACAGAUGUGUUAUUGUUGUUAUUAUUGUUGUUUUUGUUGUUUUUUUUUAUCCCAGGAAGUUGGGUUUUAUAAACUAAAUGUACAACUAUAGUAUUAUUUUCAGAGAUAUCAUACCACUUUUUUGCCAUUUUAGAAGAAGUGAAAAAUAGUCAUCAUCUUUUAAUUUUCAACUUAAAUGCCCUUGUCAUUUAGUUAAAUGUCAUAUAUAUGUAUAUCAAUUUUAUACAUUAUUGUAUUUUUUAUUAUUAUUGCUAUAGCUGUAAUUAAAAGUUACCAGUUUUGUGCAAUAGUUUUAGAAUUGAACAGCAAUCUAUUGUAAAAAUAUUUAUCCGUCCAGAAAAUAAAUUGUUAGAUGUUUACUUCAAUGUAAAAUAAGUGUUUCCUUUUCAUUAUGCUUGUGGAAGACUGUCAGCCAUCAGUGAGAUAUAUGGAAUUUCACAUAAAUGGUCUGCUUAAUUUGGGAUACUGCUUAAUUGCUAUAAUUUUCUUUACUUGUUCUUGAUUGAAUUCAAAACUGAUGAACUGAUGUUAGUCUUCCAAUACCUUCAGACAUGGAGAUGCUUUUGCUAUGAC